Drosophila grimshawi is the source of this 2363-nucleotide messenger RNA. RefSeq names its product GATOR complex protein NPRL3 (gene Nprl3). The record is from RefSeq and is a predicted model, not a curated record. Bases 150 to 2201 code for a protein of 683 amino acids. Gene Ontology annotation, cellular component: GATOR1 complex. NCBI's taxonomy places the organism in Eukaryota, Metazoa, Arthropoda, Insecta, Diptera, Drosophilidae. Gene Ontology annotation, biological process: negative regulation of TORC1 signaling; positive regulation of autophagy; TORC1 signaling. The transcript has a single exon.
AUGUAAAACGUACAGUGCUGUGCAGCAAUUAAUUACGAGCGCUGUCUAGCACUGUAAUUAAUCGAUGACUUUUGGCGCUGCCAGCUUACUUAAUGCAAAACAGCUGAUUAUAAUUUUGUUCGCAAAUAAUAAUACAAAUUAUUGUUGGCAUGGAGGUAAAUCCUUUAGCUGUGAUAUUGGUCUAUUACGACAGCAAAGGAGAUCGCCUACUAUAUCGGUAUCCCUACCAGCCGCUGGGCCAAACACUCAAAUUAGAGGAGCCACGCGAGGAGUUGAACAACAAGAAGCGAAAUCCAUUCGCCGUUGCCCACACAGAUGAUCUCCUCCAGACGGCCAACAGCCAAAGUCAGAGCCAAAAUCAUCAUCAUCAGCAACAGCAGCAGCAGCAGCAGCAGGGACAGGCACAGCCUGUCCAGGGACAGGGUCAGGGUCAGCUGAAGGGCUUUGCGGAUCAUGUGCUGUCCACUUUAUUUGCAGUCAAACCGCAGCUGUGCCAUCAAAAAUUUGAACUCAAAUUGAACGAUGUGCGUUUUGUCAGUCAUCCAACAAUGAUUAGCGUGCUGCCAGGAACGGGUACGGGUACGGGCUCGGGAUCAACAGCAGCUGCCAGUCAAACAUUGGCAGCAGCUGCAAACAGCAACACAACCAGCAGCAGCAGCAACACAGUGGCUCUGGGCAAAAAGCAGCAGAUGGUCAUCAAUAUUGUGUUUGCACUGCACGCACAGGCCAGCUACUCCAUAGUCAAGUGUUACCACGAGCUGAGCAAGCGACUAGGACUCGCGCUGAAGUUUGAGGAGCAGCGCAGCGGAUAUUUAACGGAGCAAUUGGCGCAGAUGGCGCGCACCCACGAUGAACAGCAGCAGGAGCAGCAGCCGCUGGAGCGUAUCCUCGAGCUAAUUGCGGAACGUUGUAGUUUGGCUCAGGCGUUGAAAUCCAUAUGCAAUGAUCUCUGCACCACUGGACUGUUGAGCACCACUCUGAAUCAGAAUCUAACGUUAACCUUCUGUUUGCCGGCGAAGGCGCAUCAGUUGCAUAAGAAGGGCAGCAUGGUUGAUCCGGAGACCAUAGAUCGUUGUCUGCGCGCCCUGAAGCCAUAUCAUGGCAUGUUGUUGCUUGUGGACUUUGCGGAGCUGUUGGACUGUGUGCCACCGACGGGUGCACGCAUGCUGUGGCAACUGGUGGAUGCCUAUAAUCCGUUGAUCAGCCUGCAGAGCAUGGCCUCUAAUGCGGAUCUGAGCAUUGAGCAUGUCUACAAGCUCGUCUCGCAUCUCGUCUACUGGGCCAAGGCGACCAUUAUCUAUCCGCUGUGCGAGACAAAUGUCUAUGUGAUUGCACCGGAUGCACCGCUGCACACCCGCUCGCAUCUCGUCGAAAAGUUCUCGGCACGCUUUGCUGGGCUGUCGCUGUUCGAGGUCAUCUGCGACUUUUCGCUGCCGACAUCGAUUGGGCAUUUGACGACGCCGCUGCAGCAGCCGGCAAGGCAAGGUAUACUGGCCCAGAUGGUGUUGUGGAUGCUGCAGCAUCAUCUGCUCAUGCAAUUGCACACCUAUGUCCAAUUCAUGCCCAGCGAUGCGGACGAUGAGUUUGGCGAUUCGGCGUCUUGUGCGCAGGCCAGCAAUCUCACCGAGGAGGAGCACGACCAGGACGAGGAUGAGGAGGAGGAGGAGGAGGAACAGCAGCAGCACCAGCAGCAGCCUGAUGAGGAUGUUGAUCAAUUGGCGCAUGGCGGUGGCUCCAUGCUGAGUAUGUCCAGCCAACCGUUGCCGGUGCCCCGCAAUGCCCAGCGACGUGGCCUUGCCGAGGACCAAUAUUCCCUCGCCUCGGAUAAUAUAGUGGUGCAACCCUCGUCCAGUCACAAAUCCAACUUUAGCAUGACAGCCUCGCUGAGCACGGAUAACUGUGAUAGCCUCGACUCCAUAGAGGAUGAGCAGAAGCUCAAGGAGUUGCUGCAGGUGUUCAGCGAUGCGGAUCGUGCUGCAAUUCGUCGCAUACCCGCCUCCACCAACGUCGAUGAUCUGUCGCUGCUGGUGAAGCUGUAUCAGAUGGGCUAUUUCAAGAGCGAACACCAUCUCGAGGAGAUCAUGUACUUUGAGAAUCUGCGUCGCUCCCAGCUGCUGCAGCUGCUCGACAAGUUUCGCGAUGUCCUCAUCAUUUACGAAACAGAGGAUCCGGCCAUUGCAUCCAUGUACAACAAUAAAUAGUUUUAGAAAAUCAAUCCCGAAAAGAAAGCAUUCCUAAUGCAUUUUUAAAGUCGCUUUGAAAUAUUGUUAAAAAAAAAAAACUGAUUAUCAAUUCAAUGAUGCAUUUCACUGUUUUUAUAUAUUUAACAUAAGCUUUAUUUGUUUUUUUCAUAGUGUGCCUAA